Messenger RNA from Lathyrus sativus (Indian pea), 840 nucleotides. NCBI's taxonomy places the organism in Eukaryota, Viridiplantae, Streptophyta, Magnoliopsida, Fabales, Fabaceae. The record is from the annotation of a GenBank genome assembly.
AUGUCGAUGUCAAAGAGUUCAAAGAUGCUUCAAUACAUCAACUACCGUAUGAGGGUAACAAUCCAAGACGGCCGUCAACUCGUCGGAAAGUUCAUGGCCUUCGAUCGCCACAUGAAUCUUGUUCUCGGUGACUGUGAAGAGUUUCGUAAACUUCCGCCGGUGAAGGGUAAGAAAACGGCUGAUGGAGACCGUGAAGACCGCCGUACACUUGGCCUUGUUCUACUUCGUGGUGAAGAGGUUGUUUCCAUGACGGUUGAAGGUCCUCCUCCUCCUGAAGAGAGUCGGUCGAAGGGUGUUAAUGCUGCGGCGAUGGCUGGUCCGGGAAUUGGAAGGGCUGCUGGGAGAGGUGUUCCUCCGGCUCCUGUUAUUCAAGCUCAGCCUGGGCUUUCUGGUCCUGUUCGUGGUGUUGGUGGACCUGCUCCUGGAAUGAUGCAGCCGCAGAUCUCGCGGCCUCCUCAGAUGUCUGCGCCGCCUGUUUCGUAUCCUGGUGGUGCGCCGGUUAUGCGUCCUCCUGGUCAGAUGCCGUAUCCUGGACAAGGUCCACCGCAGAUGGCGAGAGGUCCUCCGCCACCUAUGCCGCCUGGACAAUUUCCUCAGAGACCUGGUGGUCCUCCACCGCAGUUUUCCAUGCCGCCUCCUCAGUAUGGGCAGAGACCCAUGGGCCCACCUCCUCCUGGUCAGAUGGUGAGAGGACCUCCUCCUCCACCUCGUCCUGGAAUGCAAGCGCCUCCACGCCCUGGCAUGCCUCCUCCUCCUGGAAGCGGUGUUCCGGUAUAUGGUCCACCUCGGCCGGGCAUGCCCCCUCCACCAAACGCUCCAAACCAACAACAGCAAAAUUGA